AUGGAAUACCAACCAUCUCAAAAACAAGAAAAACAUUCAAUUGAAGAACUUUAUAAAAUCACACGUGGCCAAAAGGAUGAGUGGGGAAUAGAAGGCUACCGAGUCCCAAGCGAAAACAACCUUUACCUAACUCGUGAGCACGCAUUCCCUAAAAGUCCAAGAGCUGAUUCUUAUGCAAUUGCGAAAAAACGGGCCACUGAGCCAGAUCCAACGAAAUAUACGUUGGAGUACAAAGAAGCAAGCAAAAUGAAUUGGGAAAAGUCCAAUGGCAAAUUUUUAUUCAGUUUUCGCUCUCUUAUAGCUAUUUAUUAAUAUAAAAAAAAAUAUCCCCAAAUUGAUAUAAAUUGCCAUAUAUUCAAAACGUGAAACAGUUAUUGACGAAGUAAUGAGAAAAAGUGCAUCAAUGCCAGGCCCAGGCGCUUUCUGGCCUAAACCCACUUCGAAAAAAGCAAAAAAGCCUGAAAUGCCUACAGGCCAUGUCGCACUUGGGAAGUUUUCGUAAUUUUUAUAUAGAUCAGGAGAAAGGCUCAGCUUUCUGACAACAACUGAAUUUUAUGCUGAAGAAACCCCUUGCAGCUGGGCUUAUAACCCACAUAAAACUGAAAUCAAUAAAGAGCACGGAUGGGCUAAACCUAAGGACAAAAGAGUAGCUACUGAACAAGAGCAAAAAGCUAGAGAGCGUGGGCCUGGGAAAUACUCAAUUGACAAGCCAAUCAAAUUUGUGACAGAAAGAGAGCCUUUGUAUUCCUUCCCAAAAGACCACCCACCCAAUGCAAUUGAGCUUAAAGGCCACCAGACUAAAGGCUUCCCAGGAGUUGGCGCUUAUAAAGAGAUUGACAAUGGGUAUAAAGCGAUUACCAAAAAAGGCCUAACAGCAAGAAUAUUCCCUUAUAAAGUGACAAGAAUGACAGACGCACAUAUAAAAAGUAAGCAAUGGGUUCCUGGGCCUGGCGCUUAUGAUUGGCCACCUAAUAAGCUUGAUAAGAAAAAAGAAUAG
Molecule: messenger RNA, 997 nt
Organism: Blepharisma stoltei
Lineage: Eukaryota; Ciliophora; Heterotrichea; Heterotrichida; Blepharismidae
Source: the annotation of a GenBank genome assembly